Molecule: messenger RNA, 1575 nt
Organism: Hyaloperonospora brassicae
Lineage: Eukaryota; Oomycota; Peronosporomycetes; Peronosporales; Peronosporaceae
Source: the annotation of a GenBank genome assembly
AUGGACGCGCCCGAGCACGCCCUCCCCGCGUCGAGCGGCCUGCGCAGCAACGCCACGGGCGACGCGCGCGUGUUCGGCCUCGCGCUCAACGCCGUCGAGACGCACCGCGCGGCCUGCGUGCUCCUGGCCUUCGCCUGCUGCGUGCUGGCCACGCUCCUGAGCGUCUACAACAUCGUGCAGCACCUCGUGCACUACUCGCGGCCGCCGCUGCAGCGCUACAUCGUGCGCAUCCUCGCGAUCGUCCCCGUCUACGCGCUCGGCUCGCUCCUCUCGCUCACGUUCGUCCACUAUGCGCUCUACUUGGACUCGAUCCGCGACUGCUACGAAGCGUUUGUGGUCUACAGCUUUUUGGCGCUGAUAUUAAGUUUCACAGGGGGUGAGUCCGUCUGCGCGCUAAAGCUCCAGAGCGAACCCGACGUGCGCCACCUGUGGCCCUUUGACCGCUGCUUUGACCCCUUGGGCCGCGACGGCCGUCUCUUGCGCCUCUGCAAGCGCGCGACGAUUCAGUUUGUCUUCCUCAAGCCGCUCAUGGCCGCGCUGUCGCUCGGGAUGUUGGCCUGCGGCACGUACCACACGGCGGCGUACCAGCUCGUGCUCGUCGUGGUCUACAACGCGUCCUACUCGGUGGCGCUCUACGGCCUGUGGCUCUUCUACCGCGCCGUGCAGCCCAUCCUCGCGCCGUUCCGCCCCGUGCUCAAGUUCUUUGCCGUUAAGGGCGUCGUGUUCCUCACGUUCUGGCAAAACAGUCUGCUCGACUGGGGCGUCGUCCCGGGCCUGACGCACGACCAGGCGGUCGCGUGGAAAGACCUGAUUUUGUGCGUCGAGAUGGUGCUCUUUGCCGUCGUGCACCUCGUGGCGUUCAACGCGAGUCAGUUUAAGAAGCACUUGGACCGCCUGCCCGACUCGGAGGUGCUCAGCAACAUGAAAGAGGUCUUGAGCUUGUCGGACAUCUUGGCCGACGCGUACCACAACUUCAUGCCGUCGUACCGCGACUAUGUGCUGCAGCGCGGCGGCGAGACCACCAGUCGCGCGCGGAAGAGCGACGCAGCGACGGGCUUUUGCGACCCGCUGCCGGCGGCGGGAGACAGUCCAGCGGCCAUGGCCCACGCGAACGCACGGGCGCCGCGCUUUGUCAUUGACGACGAAGACGACGAUGACGAUGAAGAGGGCAAUGGCCGGGAAGACUAUGGGGACAAUGGGACGAUUGCAGUCGCGCUCGAGUCGAGUGCGAGGGCAGCUGCAGUGCCUGCGUCAACGCAUGGCGAGACGGUCGAGCGCGAGCUAUCAGCAAAGAAGAGCGAGAGCGGUGACAAGGACAGCGACGUCGUGACGGCCAACCCGCAGGACGACGACCAGGUCAAGAGUGUCGACGCGGACGAGGCAGCUGGAGCUCUCGAGGAAGGCGUGCGAGAGCUGGCACUUGGUGCUGCGUCACCGACAGCAGACGACGACGACGACGACGACGACGAUGCUGCGUCAGUAGAGACGCCGGUGCGGCAGCGAUCGAACAGCUUUCCUAGCGCCAACAACGUCCACGACCACCUGCGGCACGAGCACGAGCAUGCCACGUUGUGA